GGUUCCUUCUCCCCUGGACCAUGAUGAUCAUCACUCAAAUCCUCGGGAAUUGUACCUUUUGAGGAGUACUAGUUCAUACCUACCUGUACCUACCAGAUCUUGUGCCGGAGCCUCGGGGUGGGCAUUAGUUAUGGGUACUGUUUCGAUUGCCCUCCCCUAGAUUGUACUAUUCACCUCCUUCUCACAUUCCACCCUCAACCAUGACUGCUCGAGAUUCUGACAAGGGCCGUCGCUAUAUUGCUGCCUUGGACAGCGCACGCUGUCAGAACAAGUGGGAUGAGAUCCCCGAACUUAUUCGCAAGGUCACCAAGCAUGCACCGCAAAAGACGUGCCUAUUAGAAGUAGCAUCUGCGGAAUACCAGGUUGCCUUACACUCCCCUCAACGUCCAUCGUCCUCUCGACCCUCCUCUUCCUCGUCUUCGGCAUUACCAGAACUCAUUUCCCACCUUUUGUCUACCGUUGAGAAAGCCGAUGGACCACCACAAGACAUCUUCCAAGCGCAGGUGUGCCUUGGAUGGGUACAUUGGACGCUCAACGAACCGGGGUUGGCCGCGGUUCGUCUACCGAACGACUUUGAUGAGACACUCCGCAGAAUUCUAGGCUCUGGAGAGGAGCUUUCGCCAUGGACAAAAGUGUGCUUUGCUAAGGCAUGCUAUCUCAAAGGCGCCGCGCACCACAGAGUCUCCGGGUCCGCCGAUGCAUUGGACACACUUCAUUCGCUUACUUCAUGGUUGAGUAGCCACAAUGAGCUUUCUUCGGAUAGCUCCCAAUUCUUACAUUGGUCUGAGCAACUCGCAUCUGAGAGCGCAUUGGUCGCUAGCACGGAAGCUCUUAAGAACAUUCCCAUAGUCGACGAGGCCCUCAUGAAAACCGCCCUAAAGCUCCUUAGGGCGUGGUCCGCCCACCCCAACAUUAAACAAGGGACAUUGACUCAUAUUGAUGGCUUUGAGGAAUGUACACCAAAAUAUUUGACGUGGAAGUCAUAUCAUGAUCUCUUGUCAGCCAUCCUACAAUACGAUCUGGCUUAUAUACCACCAGCAAGCGGGCCUGAACGUCCACAGCUUGCCACUGAGCUACGGCGUGUGGAAGCGGUUUACGAGAGCAACCUUCUCCGCGAAACGAAGUUCCCCACGGCAGAUACCGAAAACUCACAAAUGGAGGCAUGGGUUGAACAAGUAAUCAAAAACUGGGAGUUACUCUGCGGGCCUCAAUGGACCGACGAAGAUCUUGGAGAAGGCGGUCAGAAUGCAGUUGGCAGGAACGUCCUUGAUGUGCUCUACCGCGCCGCUACCAAAACAUACCAUUCUCACUUGAUACUUCGGCGCCUAUUUCAUGUUCAUUCAUCACUAGCAGAUUUUGAUCUCGCGCUGAAGGCCCUUGAUUCAUAUAUCGAGAUUGUCGUAAGUGCAAAAGAAAGGGCAGAGAAGUCGGCCCAGUAUGGAAAACUGGAGAAUGAUGGCACUUUAUUACGAACUCUUUCCGAAGGAGUCACGAUGCUGUGUUGUUUCGGCUCAGCGAAAGAAGUCGAGAAAGCUCGAGACUUGACUAUACUCAUGAGGAAGAUCAUUAACAAACAUGUCCAAGAAGUCGACGAUGAUGAGGAACAAGGAAAAGUUCUGAUCUUACCAGAGACAAGCUCAACUAGCUCUCAGGCUGUCUCUCCUUCUGAUAUUGCCGCAGCUUAUAGAGGGAUUGGUAUAAGCCUUGCGUCCUGGGCCAACUGGACCCCUGUGAAUGAAGAACGUGAUGAUAUCCGGGCUGAAGCCAUCGAUAAUCUGGAAAAGAGCACUGCUCCCGAACUAGAAGACGAAACCAAUUACUCAUCUCUAUAUACGCUUGCUCUUCUUUUGGCAGAAGAUCGAGAUCUAGAUGGCGCUAUUGACUGUGUCAAGACAGCGCUGACGGCGAAGACGCACCCGGGAUCUGUUCAGGGAUAUUUCACACGGGAGCGAGACCUCGUUCCACUAUGGCAUCUGCUUGCCCUUCUGUUAAGUGCAAAACAUGAUUUUGAUAUUGCCGAACGCUCUUGCGAGGCCGCAUUUGAGCAGUUCCCUGCCGCGGUUACAUCUCUUGCCCACCACGAGAGAAGGCCACAAAAGCAGCCACAGUCUCCCCAAGACCAGACUAACGGCGCUGGGCUACAGCGUACAUUAAUCAAGGAGCUACGCGCCCGUGAGAAGGAACGUAUAAUCGAGACGCGGAUGACUCAGCUGGCGUUUGUUGAGCUUCUAGAAGGCCCGGAGGCUGCUGUUAACCAUAGCGAGCAACUCCUUGGACUAUUUGCAACCCUAUUUGGCGACCUGGACCUUGGAGCCGAUGAUAAGAAGAACUCCCAGUCAGACAGCCUCAGGCCCCCAUCGAGCUCCGCUCAUACGGUGAAAAGCCUCCGCGGCAGUAUUUUUGGACGGCAUAAAGGGCCUCGUGCACCAGACCGACGGGUACAAUCCGGAUCAGACUUCAAGGCGGAUGGAAACAGUCCAUCGGCCAUUCUGAAUGACACCGACCAGGCGCCAGUGAUUCAGGUCACGGGUGAGGAUAAACACAUUGGACAGGAGACCCCUCAAUCCAUUAAAAGGUCCGACUCGCGGAAAUUGCGGAAACGCAGUAGUACCCUUAAAAAGACGGACAAUGCGCCAGUUCAAAAUCAUGGUCAAUUGAAUGGUGAUGGACUAGCGGAUGGCGGAUCAAGCGUUGAGCAACCCAAUGGGAGGGAAACCACGUCCCCAGACAUGGCUAGGGUUGUAGCGUCUUCUGCCAACAAUGAGCAAAGUGGGAAACAGCCCUUGCGACCUAUAGCUCAUAAUAUGAGCCAUACGCGACAGCCACCUCCCAUGGGUCAUGCAAAGCAGCCGCCUGAGCAGGAUGUUCGUUUGCCGAUAUCAUACGGAUUUGACUCUCCGACCAGAGCGGCGACCAAGUUCCCACUCGCCCAGGCCCAGAAGCAUGCCCUCUGUAUUCUCGUUAAGAUCUGGCUUCUCGUUGCUGGCCUGUAUCGACGGGCAGCGUUAUUUGAUGACGCGCUUGAAGCGUGUGAUGAAGCUGCAAAGCAUGUUUCGCGAGUCCAGGCCCUUUGCGCCGCGCAAGACUCUUCUGCUAGGUCAUUUAGAGAGCGCGGAUGGGGUGCCCCGAGAAGUGUUGACGAACUUUGGGCUGAUCUCUUGGCUGAGCAGGCGUUCUUGUUAAAUGCCCAGUCACGUCCUCAUAAAGCGAUGGAUCAUUUCGAACAAGCACUGAGGCGUGACCCUGACCACCCCAAAGCCACAAUUGGCUUGGCAAACCUCCUCCUUGAUAUCUGGGAUCAAAAGAUGCCACUGGAGCCGCCCGAGCCCGAAAUCCAAAUUGAUAUGUCAAUGCUGACGCUAGCGUCGCCAGAAAAGCAAAACCCAGCCGGAAAGAAGAAUGAUGAAAAGCAUGGAAAUAGGCAGUCAAUCACUGAAACAUCGAACUCCGAACAUAACCAUGUGCCUCAUGCCAUUCAGAACGAGGAACCUAAACUCCUCAAUCGCAUCGCCGCUCGUGACCGGGCCUACGGUCUGCUUUCAGCCUUGACGAAACGCGGUAGCUCCUGGGACAACUCCGAAGCCUGGUAUACACUCUCUAGAGCGUAUGAAGCUGAGGGGCACAUUGAGAAAUUGAAAGAGGUUUUGUGGUGGUGUGUUGAGCUCGAAGACCGACGGCCGAUCCGUCACUGGUCUAACAUAGGUUCUGGUGUAUAUGUCCUUUAAAUAGCCAGGAAUUGCCUCAUGUACUUAAUUUUGUUGGAGGAGCACUAAAGAUACCAUCCUGUUAUAGAAUUGUGGAUAGAUACUACUUUAAACACACAGCGGGUAAAAUCCAAGGC
This is a messenger RNA of Aspergillus alliaceus, 3841 nucleotides long. Its product is annotated as putative filamentation protein (Rhf1). Gene Ontology annotation, molecular function: protein binding. The transcript has 5 exons. Lineage: Eukaryota; Fungi; Ascomycota; Eurotiomycetes; Eurotiales; Aspergillaceae. The coding region runs from base 201 to 3725 and encodes 1174 amino acids. The record is from RefSeq and is a predicted model, not a curated record.